Molecule: messenger RNA, 994 nt
Organism: Lolium perenne
Lineage: Eukaryota; Viridiplantae; Streptophyta; Magnoliopsida; Poales; Poaceae
Source: RefSeq, a predicted model, not a curated record
AUGAGGAAGAAGAGUAACGCUGAAGAAAAACUGGCGGAAGCCAAUGAGCGUGCCAACACACUUGCUCAACAAUUAGAGCAAAGUGAACAGGCUCGCAAAAAGGCUGAGUCAGAUGCUGUUAGUGCUCGUGCAGAGGCUGAUAAGGCCAAGUCUGAUGCUGCUGGUGUCGAAGAUCUUCGGAGGAGACUUCAUGAUGCCGAAACUUCGCUGAGUGAACAUAUAACCGCUCAAUCUGCUCGCGAAGAGGCGAUCCUUAAACGCUUGAAGACACAGAGUCGCCGCUUCGUCGCUAGAACAGCUCAAGAGUUUCAACUUGAAGAACCCGUCAAUGAUCCUCUUCUCGACGCCCUGUCAUUUCUCGAGGUUCAUGGAUCAGAGGCACGCGAAGGCAUUGAUCAGGCCAAAGCAGGAUUGUCGCGGCUUUUUCCUUAUUUUUUCCCAAAGAAAGAGGAACCCGCAACUUUCCUUGAUCUCGCCAAGAGCUUCAAUUCAGCAGAAGACCUUGGACUGAAAAUGCGCCAAGAGAACAUGAAGGUUGCUGUCGAAAGUACUGUUGCCCUGGUUGCUGACAGCCGACAAACUAUUGAUUGGAUAAAGGUUGGCGACACCAAUCAAAUAGAACAGUCGAGGUGGAGGUCGCUGAUUAAGGCAGCCAAACCCAACACAAAGAAAAUCUUGGCAUAUCUCGGGAUCAAGCCACCCUCGACUCCCAGCUCAUCAAGGCCGGAGGUCUAGUUUCAUAUUCUUUUGCUUUGUUUUAGUUUAUCUCCUCCUUCUGGUACUGUCGCUGUAACGCUCCUGGCGACGAUUAGGUCGUGUGGAGUUCCUUCUUUUGUAAUAGAUAUGUAUAUACUACAAGAAUGAAUGGAAGUCGAACUUUUGUCUCAAUGAUUGAUGUCGACGUUUUUCUAUUUUUCAGUUGAUUUUUGACAAUUAUUCGCCAAUUCCUGAUCCUCCCGAAGUUUUUCCUUCAUCCCUUGCGAAGAAGUCUUCU